This is a messenger RNA of Oreochromis niloticus (Nile tilapia), 1420 nucleotides long. Its product is annotated as terminal uridylyltransferase 4-like. The transcript is spliced from 4 exons. The coding region runs from base 510 to 983 and encodes 157 amino acids. NCBI's taxonomy places the organism in Eukaryota, Metazoa, Chordata, Actinopteri, Cichliformes, Cichlidae. The record is from RefSeq and is a predicted model, not a curated record.
UCAGAUAUUCUCUGCAGUGGGAGCUCAAAAGCUUAUAUGGCUUUUUAUUCUUUUACAGCUUCUCACAUGGUGCGAACUAUAGUGAGCUCUCAGUCCAUCCCUAUUCCCCAGACAGCUGCAGACUGUCCUGGAAGGACCAGACAGGCCUCAGAAUGUUCUGAUAGUCGUCAGACUCCACCCUACUCACCACAGCCCACUGCUGUCCCCCAAGUUCCACCCACUCCUCCAGUUCUCCUCAGCCCUCCCACACUAAGACCAAUUCUGCUGGUCCCCUCAAGCAGUCUGCACAUCCCCAGGUCCCGCUCUCUCUCCUUAGCUUUCCUACCUCCCACCCAAGCCAGUAUCACCCAGGUGCACUCACUGCACUGGGACUUCUUCCCACCCACCAGCACCAGUCACACCAGUCCCAGGGGCAGUCUACUCACCCAGUCCACCUCCCCUCCACCUCCUGGCCCAUCCACGGACCAGUCCUCACCUCGUCCUCUCCCACUGCCCCCUCUCCGCCUGGCAUGAAAUUCGCCCUGCGAUCAGCGUCCGGGAACGGGAGUCCCACAGGUUCAGGUGGAAACCCCAGCCCCAUGAAUCUGAAUGACCCCAGCAUAAUAUUCGCCCAGCCGGCGGGGAGACAGCUGGGCAUCAGCGGGCCAGGACGGGAAGGACACUGGCACAACCACUUGGCACAGCCUGGGUCACUCAUGGGCAAUGGCACUGUAGUCAAGUCAGAGUCUGGCCAUCCGGCUUCGUUUGUAGCUGUGAGCCAAGGCUCUCGGUUAUGGGAGCACAAUAAAACCCCUCAGUACACUCUGUCUCCAUCCUGGCCCUACAGAAUGCCCCAGAACUACAUCCAGCAGGGCAACGGAGGCUACCAGCAUGGUAAACCCUUUGUGGCCCAAGGUUCUAUGAUGCAUCCGAAUCCCAACUUCCCACUGGUCCCUCAUGUCCGGCAUCCAGUGAAUUUGAAUUUCAUCCAACAGAAGAAGUAAACUGGCAUCUUUUUUUAAUCAGGCUUAUGGUCAGUAAAACAACGCAUAAAGCAUCAUUUGAUCACAAGACGAUUUUUAAAAUGAAUUUUAUCAUUUUUGUACAGUUUUUAAGUUUUACUUUUUGUGUCAUUACAUUGAUUUGUGAUACAAAUGUCAAAUAUUUUAAUACCCCCGUUUUUGAGGGGGUCCAAAAAAGUGUUUUUAUUUUAUGUGUAAAGUAAGGAGGACAAAUGUAAACCUUUAUUUUUAUUAGCUUUAUUCAUACUUUGCUUGCCACAAGAUGAAGGCUUUGAAUAGAUGUUUGUUUUAAAAACAAUCUAACAUGUCACCCUAAGUAUGUAGUGCCAAAAGCAUUGAUAGCAAGAAAAAAGGGGGAAAGUCUUAAAUAAUAAUUAAAAAAAAAAGCUAUAAAAAAAUAAAGAAAAAAGCAAACCGCU